Messenger RNA from Ectocarpus sp. CCAP 1310/34, 2134 nucleotides. NCBI's taxonomy places the organism in Eukaryota, Phaeophyceae, Ectocarpales, Ectocarpaceae. The record is from the annotation of a GenBank genome assembly.
GGCACAGCGCCGUGUUGCUGUGAUUCACCCACGCAACAAGCAGAGAGGCACGGAGACGAACUAAGCUGCGUUCAUCAAGGAGCUGCUAAUUGAGAUACACAUUGGCUGACCCUCGCUAUUUUCCGUUGAUUUGUGCGAGCUUGCUUUUUGGGACGGCGCGUUUCUCUGCUCUGUCUCUGUCCCGUUCUCACUCGGCUCCAAGACAAGCACCCCAUCAUACCCACGCCACUCACCGGGAGGAUGGGGACUAGCUUCAUGAGAGGGAUCGCGGUGGCCGCUGUAGCAGCGAUCUCGCUCCAGAAUUCGCGAGCGGGGGCCUUUGCGCCCCCUGCAUUCGUCCCGGCAGGCCCAGCGCACUGCCGCUCAUGCUCGUCGUCGUCGACGUCCGCACUGGCUCGUACAGCAGCAGCGAGCAGCAGCAGCAGCAGCAGCAGCAGAGCGCAACAGCAGGCGCGGGGGUGGGGAUCGGCGCCGCGGCGCAACGGGGCUUCUGAGAGCGCCGUUGCACCGCGCCGCAUGUCGUCGACGGACAUCGAAUCCCCGUUCGCCUCGCCCGGCAUGGCGGACAUGGGGGAUGGGGAGGACGCGGAUGCCUUGCUGACGCUCACCCUCGAGAACGUUGAGACCGUGCUGGACGAGAUGCGACCGUACCUCAUGUCGGAUGGAGGGAACGUGCGGGUGGUGGAGAUAGACGGUCCGGUGGUGCGGCUGGAGUUGGAGGGCGCCUGCGGCAGCUGCCCUUCCAGCACGAUGACGAUGAAGAUGGGUCUGGAGAGGCGAUUAAUGCAACGGAUCCCGGAGAUCAGCGAGGUCGUACAGUCCAUCCCCAACGGCCCGGAGCUGACGGUUGAGAACGUGGAGAAGGUGCUGGACGGGGUACGGCCAUUCCUGAGCGUGGCGGGGGGGAGCAUCAACAUUCAAUCGCUCACAGGGGUGUCUUCGAUUCAGCCGGUGAUAACGCUGAAGAUGACGGGGUCGAGCGCAAGCCUGAAGUCGAUCAGGAUGGAGAUUAUGCAGCGCAUUCAGCGCGAGUUCAUGAUGUCUUCCUUGAGAGUAGAGUUCGCUCCAUGAUGUAUCUCUGAACAGGAGCAUCUUGUCGAUGUCUAGCUGAUCUCGCGCCACAUGCUUUGGGCGUGUGCGGCGGCUUCCUCUGGGAAGGACGGUGAUUUGUCUGCCCACUUGGUCGUGGCCUUAUUUUUUUCUGAUUUCCUUGCGCCAUGUGCGCAGGACUGCCUGCCUGUGCUGUUUGUGGUUACGGUUAUCGUCCGUUUCGUUGUUCUUGUUGAAAAGAAAUAGGAGAUUGAGACGGAAGCAUUUUGUUGUCUGAGGUGUGGAUCAUGCGGCUGUUGCGUCAUUUCCCAGCCAGGUACCGACAGCAAAUCCUGGCCAACUGGAUUUUUUUUACCUACAGAAGGUUCUUUUGUACACCAAGUACUGUCGAAACGCACGACGUUAUUGCCCUAGUCAGGUCUGAUCUUUACUGGAGGGCGGGGUUCCAGAGACGGUCGUGAACGGGCACACGGUUUCUGGUUGAGCGAGUGUGAUGACGCGGGCGUUACUAUAUUUUGUGCCUCAGGUGUCCACUCCUAUUGGAGAGGCUAACAAGUAAGACCCUCCGUAAAAACUGGUCCCCGUCCACACCUUGUGCGGCAUCUCGUAAGGACCCCGCCCUCCAGCCCCAUCUCGUGCGUUGUAGUCUUCGUUGCUGGUUGUUGAUGUUUUCGUUUUGCGGUUCAUGGGUCUACUGUAGCUGGGCGCUUUUGGGUCCCAACGCGCCGGUAGUGCAAGCUUGGAGGGGUUUGGGAGAGUCGAAGCAAACUUGGCUUGUCGAUGCAGUGGAAUCACGGUUUUUGUGGUCCAGUGCUUACGCAGGCGUUUUAGUUCUGGUCUCGUGGUCGAUGAAGAACAGCGAGAGCGGUAGGGCGGGGUAAACCGCUCAACUGACGGGUCAUGCGCUCGCCGAAAAUCAAACGACACUUGAAACAUGAGACGAUUUGAGUCCAACUUUUAAUGUAUGUACGUAACGCUCCGUCGAGCGUGGCCCAGUUUUUUGCCGCGCCAACGUGGGUGGAACCAUGCGAUGAGCGGGCUUGUCUACUUCCUACCAGAGUCGGGCGAAUCGAUGUAGCAUGCG